AUGGCUUUUGCCACGAUCAACUCAUCGGUGCCCUCCAGUAUCCCGGCCAUUGAGGACGCCUUUGCCGCCCAACCAGCGCUCAAAAAACGGGUUUACGAUGCGAUCGCACAUACCCCGCAACAUGGACUUCUCUUCGAAGAUAUCGCGAAAUACACUUCCAGCCUGCUGGCCAGGACUGCAACCGCCCCCGUUCGGCCUGUCGAGGUCGUCACCGACGGCCCGGCCAUGAAGAAACGAAAACUACAGAAUGGCAAUGCUACAAGUGCCCAAUCCUCCGGUGACCUGAAAGCCGAUACUUUGCUUCAAUUCUACAUGCAGGAUGUUUCCUUUGCUGUUCCCCAGCGGAAGAAGCUUACACUCGAAAUCACCGCGGGAUUCCUGCGUGCGAGAAACCAGACAUCGAAGGAGGUUGAGUUUGGAGUGCAUUUGGAUAACAUACAGCACGUCUUGUGCCUCCCCGUUCCCGAGAAGAACCAGCGACAAUUUAAUUUCUGCAUUAUCCCCCAAUAUGCGGACGGCGUCAACUCACCACCUGAAGGUGUAGCUGCUCCCGAUGCCAUCGUAUGGACGGUCAACGACGGACCGCCCAAGGCAGCGUUCUCAGGAAAUGGACAACAGCUUGGAACGGAUAACGAAGAAACGGCUGAUAAACUCGUCCAGCGGAUACUGAACGACAGCCUCCCACGGACCAAGGUUGUGCGCCCAGAUGAGCGAGAGUUCGUGAGUGCUAUGCCUGAGGCUCACCGCAAGGGGGAGAAGGCCUAUCAUGUCAAGGCCUUCCGCGGCAGUAAAGAAGGCUAUCUUUUCCUUCUUUCUACGGGAAUAUUAUUCGGGUUCAAGAAACCACUGGUCUUCUUUGCUUUUGAAAACGUCGACUCAAUCUCAUACACAUCUGUCCUGCAACGGACCUUUAAUCUCAAUGUUGUAGCUCGGCCUACGUCAAGCGAAGAGACGCAGGAAUUCGAGUUUUCCAUGAUCGACCAGGCCGACUUCUCCGGAAUUGAUGGUUAUAUCAAAAAGCAUGGUCUGCAGGAUGCCAGUCUUGCCGAAGCACGACGUGCGAAGCGAUACAAUGUCAACAGUGCCAAGGGAGACGAUGAAGCUGCUGCCAAUGAGGAAGGGGCUGUCGAGGAGGAAAGUGAACUACAGAAAGCCCAACGCGAGCUGGAAGAUCAAGAGGACGAGGACGAGGAAGAUUACGAUCCCGGGAGUGACAGUGAGAGCGACGGAAGCGGCUCUAGUAGUGAGGACGACGACGAUGAGGAGGAGGAGGACGAUGAAGGCGACAUGGAUGAGGACGGCGAAGAAGAAGACCGAAAUUUGGUGGCGGAGGAGCUCGGAAGUGAAGCAGAAGACGUUCCGGCGGAGGAACUGUGA
Molecule: messenger RNA, 1377 nt
Organism: Aspergillus tubingensis
Lineage: Eukaryota; Fungi; Ascomycota; Eurotiomycetes; Eurotiales; Aspergillaceae
Gene: rtt106
Product: putative negative regulator of DNA transposition (Rtt106)
Exons: 4
Coding region: 1-1377 (458 amino acids)
Molecular function (GO): nucleosome binding; histone binding
Source: RefSeq, a predicted model, not a curated record